UGUCCAAUAUCAAGUUAUUAAUUAUGAAGGUUUAAUUUAAUCUUUUAUUUUUAUUAUUUGUUUCUUUUUUUCAUUUUAAAACUUUCUAUUUCUGGUUUGGCCGAGAAAGUGGUACGCAUUAAGAUUGUAUUUUCCUAGGGACAGCAAAAGAUUUGCUUUACGAAAAGCAGGAUCCUAGAUAGAGGAACAUGGAAAAUCGACCAGACUCUACAGUUAAACAUCCAAAAUUAAAAAAGGACGAAUGCUUCUCUGGGUUUCUACCAGAAUUUAACUCAAAGAACAUUAAGUGGCGCUCUCCACUAAUUAAUUCCCCUAACAUAAGACAUUCUCCAAAAAACCAAAAUAAUGUAUAUAAUAUCUUUGAAAAAAAUAAUGACGAUGCCAAUGCAAGGCAACCGGAUCUGCAGAGAAGUAGUAAUUACCCUAGACCCUUUGGUUGUCAAACUGCAAAUUUUAUCUAUUCGUCUAAAAGAAAUCCGAAAAACAUAAUCAAACAGAAAGUUGCUUUUCCUCUCAGCGAUCAGGAGUUUGCUGAGGAAGAAAUCAAUUCUUCUAAGCAAGAUAAUGAACUAAGCGAGUUUUGUGACCUGGAGAGCUUUGGGUUGACAAAAUCUGGAACUUCCAGAGGGGAAGUUAAUACAUCCUCAAGUAGUGUAGGAAAAUAUUAUACUCGCCUAUUGCAAACUCAGCCAAAUCAAACUAAAAAGGAUGAACAAAAACCAGAAAAAACGACUCCAGAAGAAGUAACUCAUUUGAGAGGGUUUACUAGCGAAGUUGAUAUGCAACGCAGGGAACCUAGUGAAAGAGUGUUGCCUCUCAGACAUUCAAGCCAAGCACCUCCCAGAAAUAAUUUGCCUCCAGAAUUAACGCAAAGAGAAAUUCCCUCUAGGCAAGAAUUGGAGUUUUCUCAGCGCUCUGCUGAUUUUGAUGCUGGUUUCAGGCUACCUGUUGAAAGCUACAGGCAUAGCUGCAGAUCUCAGCCCUAUAUGUCACCAAAUCCCCGAAGAUAUUCUCCCUAUUUACCCACUCCUUGCCAUCACCAUCCCUAUAAAUGUUGCUCACAUAAUGACCCAUAUUUAAACCAUUAUCAGCCUAAACCAUAUUGGGAUCCCAUGAGAGAAAAUAUCAGACGGACCAGAGGCUAUCCAAUAUAUUAUGGGCCAGAACCACCCGAAGAUAUAAGACCCGUAAGGAGCUUUUCCGAAUAUUGUGCUCCAGAACCACAUUAUGUAAGACCAGAAGAAGGUUUUUGUGCUGGUGCCACACAUAAUGAUCUAGGAAGGAGCUGCUUUAAAGAGAAUAUAAAUCCAUAUGAGCAUCAUGUACCAGAAAGGUUUAAUUACCGGCCAACAUUCCUCGACUUUCCUGAGCAAAGAGAAUUCUCCAGCAGGCACAAUAUGGAAUCCCCCUUUGCGUCCACUUAUCGUCAAAGCGCUCAAAGGAAACCGUUGUUACACGUAAAUAGUUUCGAAGAGCGACUAGACAACUUGCUAGUGCCUUCACCUAUGAAUGCAGCUUCUAGCUACUCUGGUUUAAGAGCCCCCAGUGAUACGAGGCUCUUUAGGGAUCGUCAGUGGAACAUGGACGAGCAGUGGUCCAACGAUAAGUUUACCUUUAAUGGUGGAAUAGCCUCAGAGUAGGAAUUUAUUUUAUUUUGUUAUUGUUAAACAUGUUCUUAAAAUAAAAACUGUGUUUCGCUUCUGUUAAA
This is a messenger RNA of Anthonomus grandis grandis, 1708 nucleotides long. RefSeq lists its product as uncharacterized. NCBI's taxonomy places the organism in Eukaryota, Metazoa, Arthropoda, Insecta, Coleoptera, Curculionidae. The transcript is spliced from 3 exons. The record is from RefSeq and is a predicted model, not a curated record. The coding region runs from base 189 to 1640 and encodes 483 amino acids.